Molecule: messenger RNA, 750 nt
Organism: Macadamia integrifolia
Lineage: Eukaryota; Viridiplantae; Streptophyta; Magnoliopsida; Proteales; Proteaceae
Product: LOB domain-containing protein 1-like
Exons: 2
Coding region: 48-578 (176 amino acids)
Source: RefSeq, a predicted model, not a curated record
UUGGGUAUCAAAUUAUCAAACCAGAAGCUUAAAUUAGUUGUUCUAGUAUGGAUAUGAGAAUGCCGGCGGCACGACCGAAGAUUAACCAGCCCUGCGCCGCUUGCCGGAUGCUUCGCCGGAGAUGUGGGAAUGAUUGUUUAUUAGCUCCUUACUUUCCUGCUGAAGAAGCUGAUAACUUUGUAGUAGUUCACAAAGUUUUUGGUGCUAGCAAUGUUAUCAAAAUGCUUCAGAUGGUAGAGGAAAGCAAGAGGGAAGAUUAUGUGAAGAGCAUAGUUUAUGAAGCAAAAGCAAGGCUGAGAGACCCAGUUUAUGGAAGUACAGGAGCCAUCUUUCAGUUGCAGAAGAACCUUCAAGAUCUGGAGCUUCAAUUGGAAUCAACAAGAGCUCAAAUUCUUGAAACAGAGGAAAGAAAGAAUCAACUAUUGAGGAUCCUAAUGGAUAUUCGCCACCAACGUCCCAUCUCACCCAUUGAUGAUGUGAUGUUUGAUAGAGGAGAUUUCUUCUUAGAUGAUUCUACUGUGUCAGUGGGCUAUGACCCAAUUGAAUUUCCGUUACAUUGUGAUUGGGUUUUAUGGUAAGAGAUAGAGAGAGAUAAAAGAGAGAAAAAGAGAUAGGGAUUAGGGAAUUCUAUAAAUUGAAACAAGAAAUUCUAGAAAUUGUAUUAAUUACACAUGAAAGCAUUGUAGAGGUAAUACGGAAAUUAUAAGUCAGAGAAGACUCAGAACCAUGAGCUUUGUAGUGUUUGCUAAC